Messenger RNA from Quercus robur (English oak), 1900 nucleotides. RefSeq lists its product as uncharacterized. The record is from RefSeq and is a predicted model, not a curated record. NCBI's taxonomy places the organism in Eukaryota, Viridiplantae, Streptophyta, Magnoliopsida, Fagales, Fagaceae. The transcript is spliced from 7 exons. Bases 262 to 1560 code for a protein of 432 amino acids.
CAGUGGCAUUGGUCCAUUGGAUCCACUGAACCAAUUCUCCACCACACUUGUUCUUCUGCGUUGAUCAACCGACUUUGAAGAACAGAUGGGUGUGGACCCAACUCUGUUUUUGUCCUGUUAAGUCUGAAACCCAAAUCGUCGCUUCGCUGUCUUGUAUCCUUGACUUUGAUCCACUUCCUUACCAGCUAAGAAAAAGUAUUUCCCAGUAUUUAUAGUCCACUCUCAAAUCUCUAUCUUUCUCACAAACACAAACACAAAAACAUGGAGGAGCCUCUGCUCUCAUCAGUCUCAGAACAAAGAAGUGAAGCGGCAACAGAGAAAGAAGGUGAAAAAUGGAGCUCGUACCAGUACGUGGGAAGAACAGGCUCUGUGAUUCCUACUGCUUCGUUGGCCGGCACUGAAGUCAGCGUUGAAGAGAUUCGAACGGCGGGUUCUUUUUCCGAUCAUUACCCGCCUUCCAUUCAUGCCGCUUUGGUUAGUUCGCCUGAGCCCGAUCCCAAUGUGCAAGCUAUUGUUUAUCAAGGUGGAUAUGGAGGAGAAUAUGGUGGAACUGGAGCCACCACUGAUUUCCAGAGGCAAUUAUUGGAUGAAGUAGAGAUACGAGAAUUGCUCAUUGAUCAUGUUGGUCAUCGUUGCUGCUGGGGAAGUCGUCCAGCUCGGACGUGGAAGAUUCAUACGGUUGAAGACUGCAAUGUUUAUGUAGGAACUCUAGAUACGUUUAUAGAGGAAAGGGAACUUAUAACAGAAACAGAGGCCUACCUCGGUGGAAAUAUUGAUGGAAAGGAUACUGGACCUGAACUUGGAAUCUGGGAAUUGGAUUUAAGGUCUCAGUUCCCUCUCCUAUUUACAUCUUACGAAGAAUCACGGGCAAAAAUUCCCCAUUCUGAAACCAUUGAGAAAUGCUCAGGAUGUGAUGGACGGGGAAAUAUUGUCUGUCCUACAUGCAAUGCAAGCCAAGAACCUGGAUUUUUUAAGGAAAAUCAGAUGACUGAAUGCCCUGCUUGUUAUGGAAGAGGUUUAAUUGCCCAUAGAGAUGGAUCAGACACAAAAUGUGUGAAAUGUAAUGGCAAGGGAAAGAUUCCCUGUGCAACUUGUGCAUCUCGUGGACUAAUUAAAUGUGAGACAUGUAAUGCAAGUGGUUCUCUUCGGUCGCACAAGGUCGCCAUUGUUCGAUGGAAGACACUUUCAACUCGAAAAGUUAGUGCAACAAGUGGAGCAGCAUCAGUUCCUGACGAAGUUUUCCACAGAGCCAAAGGUGUCCAGUUGUGCAACACUCAGGCAUAUCAAUGCACUCCUGCCUUUUUUGCUGACUCUUUCUCCCUCAACAAGUUUUCUUCUGAAGUUAUUGCGGAGAGAGCACCUGUACCUCCCUCUGCAAGAGUCAUAUGUGAGAGGCAUACCAUCUCUGUUGUGCCAGUUACGCGUGUCACCAUGUCUCAUCGCAAUCGAUCCUUCACUUUCUAUAUUAUUGGCUUUAGCAGGGAGGUCUACUUGAAGGACUAUUAUCCUUCUAGGUUUUGUUGGGGGCUAUGUCCUUGCUUGGAAUGGUUGAAGCUGUAAUUAGGCAAAUUUCCAUCUUCAAGAGAGUUCUGUGAUCUUUGCUUCCUUUGCCAGGCAAUAAGUUGUUGGAUUCUACCUUUAUGAUUUUGGGGACCAUAAUUUUCUUUUGUCAGUAAAUAUUUGGUUUGCUUUGAUGCACUUGUGUGUUAAGCUAAAAUAUAUCAUGGGGUUUCUAUUAUUUUGGGCUUUGUUCAUAUGUUCUUGACCAAGCGUGCUGAAUGUUUUUUUCUUUUUCUUUUUGAUAAUCUUGUUGUAAAGGAGAACAGGUAAUGCCUACUGAGUUACAAGGCUGUGCGGAAUGUUGUUUAAGCAAAAUGAAAGUUGAAAUUCUUUGCAUAAA